Molecule: messenger RNA, 2987 nt
Organism: Amblyraja radiata (thorny skate)
Lineage: Eukaryota; Metazoa; Chordata; Chondrichthyes; Rajiformes; Rajidae
Product: E3 ubiquitin/ISG15 ligase TRIM25-like
Exons: 7
Coding region: 583-2169 (528 amino acids)
Molecular function (GO): protein binding
Source: RefSeq, a predicted model, not a curated record
CUCUCUCUUUCGCUUUCGAUUCCCGCAGACGGCAGAGCGCGGCCUCGGGGACUGAGUAACACGGGACCGGCGGGGAGACUGCGGGGGCCGGGGAGACUGGGCGGGGGAACUGCGUGUCGGUUCUCCGGGGCAAGUAAAGGAGUCAGUGUCAGGGAUCAAAACCCGGGGUGAGAGGUGGGAGCCAGUGUCCAGGGUCGUUGCCCGGGGUGAGGGGUCGUUGCCCGGGGUGAGGGGUCGUUGCCUGGGGUGAGGGGUCAUUGCCCGGGUGAGGGGUCGUUGCCCGGGUGAGGGGUCGUUGCCUGGGUCAGGGGUCGUUGCCUGGAGUGAGGGGUCGUAGUCCGGGUGAGGGGUCGUAGUCCGGGUGAGGGGUCGUUGCCCGGGUGAGGGUCGUUGCCCGGGUCAGGGGUCAUUGCCCAGGUCAGGGUUUGUUGCCUAGGUCAGGGGUCGUAGUCCGGGUGAGGGGUCGUAGUCUGGGUGAGGGGUCGUUGCCCGGGUCAGGGGUCAUUGCCCGGGUCAGGGGUUGUUGCCCGGGUCAGGGGUCGUAGCCCGGGUGAGGGGUCAUUGCCUGGGUGAGGGGUGAUCAUGGACGAGAUGGAAGAGCUGAACUGCUCCAUCUGCCAGUGUCCGUUCCGUUGCCCAGUCACCACGGGGUGUGGCCACAGCUUCUGCUCAGAAUGCCUGCAGGACCACUGGGGGCGGCAGACCAGCCCCAGCUGCCCACUGUGCCGACACCCCUACCCAGAGCGGCCCAAGCUCUCCAAGAGUGUGGCACUCAGCCGCAUCUGUGAGUGGCUGCAGACCGUGGGGAGCAAGGCUCCGCCCGAUGACCUCUGUCCCCUGCCCGGGUCCCAGCUGCAGGAAAGUAGGGCACUGGCCGAUGACCUCUGCUCCAUCGAAGAUGAAGAGACUCGGGGCUCGGUACGCCAGGAGCUGCAGCUUGUGGAGUCGAGGCUGAGAGCAGUGUGGGAGGCAGAGGCUGCGCUGACCGAGAGGGCCGACUCCCUUCGGGAGUCGAUGUGGCGUGCGCGGGUGCAGUUGGGCCGGGCGCUGGGGGAGGUGGGCCGUCGCAUGGAGGGGACGGUAGCGGAGGAGGGGGAUCGCCUGGAGCAGAGCCGGGCCAAGCUGCGGGAGCGGUGGACGGAGCUCAGCGCCCUGAUACCCCAACAAGGGGCCGCACUGCUGCAGGGCUGGCAGAGACUGGAGCCGUGCCCAGACGGGCUGCUCCUUCCUGCUGGCCAGACAGACGUCUGCGCUGCCCUCACCGCCCUGCAGCAAGUGGUGACGACCGCAGUCGAGCAGCUACAGGCCCAGCUGUGUGGGAGCAGCACACAUGCAGCAGAUCAGGCCGACCAGACGCAAGAUUUGGACGGUCAGACGCCGAGAACAGACACUCAGACGCCGAGACCAGAGGCUCAGACGGCUGGACCAGAUGUUCAAACACUGGGUGUGGACAACGCACACGCAUCUAACAUCCUCCCACCGGCGGCCAGCGCGGACACAGUCGGGGGAGUGGAGGCACCGAGCGGGAACAUGGACCCCACCCCCGGUACAGCUGCCCCGUCCUCACCUCUGCCCGGACCCUCCGUGGAGAUGGUCACCAGAGAGCAGCUGCUGCAGAGCUGGACAGCGGUGAGCUUUGACGAGAGCACAGCCUCGGGGGAGCUGCGUGUCUCGGAGCAGGGUGCGCUGGCCAGUAACGUGUGGCCGGAGAGCCAGGAGCGUGCAGAGGGGCGGGGGCGCUUCCAGCGGCUCUGCCAGGUGCUGGGGCUGCCGGGGUUGGAAGGCCGGCACUACUGGGAGGUGGCGGUGAGUGGGCAGCCGGUGAUGGUGGGUCUGGCCCACAGCGAGAUGGAUCGCCGGCGCCGGGACAAUGCCUCUCUGCUGGGGCGCAACCCUUUCUCCUGGUGCCUGGAGGUGUCCCAGGGCAAGGCAGUUGCCUGGCACGACAGGCAGCCGGGGGGCACGCUGCAAGCCCCGCACUCUAACAUCGGCCUGCUGCUCGACCUCCCGCAACACACCCUGACCUUCUACAGCCUCGGCCCUGCCCCCACCCUGCUCCACCGCUUCUCCGGACCCUUCCUCCAUACCCUGUUCCCCGCCUUCUACAUCAACCGGAAAGCCAGUGUCCGCAUCCUGCCCCGCAACUGGGUCACGGGGAAAUUGGUGUAGGGUCACGGGGCAACAGGAUUAAGGGCACAGGGUAAAGGGCAAUGGGCGGAGGGUGUAGGGGAAACGGACGUAAGGUCCAGUUUAGUCAUUGUCUCGUGCACCGAGGUUCAGCGAAAAGCUUUUUGUUGCGUGUUACCCAGUCAGUGGAAAGCCGAUCAAGCAUCCCACAGUGUACAUGAACAGUACAACAUUUAGACUAACAUAAUGUCCAAUUCAAUAUAAUUCAAAGGUCACGAAUGGGGUAAUUGGGAGUUCAGGGCUGCUCUCUAGUUGCUGAUAGGAUGGUUCAGUUGCCUGAUAACAACUGGGACUAAACUGUCCCUGAAUGUGGAGGUGUGCGUUUCCACACUUCUGUACCUCUUGCCUGAUAGGGAGAGGAGAGAACAAGGGGUGAGACUGUUCCUUGGUUUUGCUGGUGGCCUUGCCAAGGCAGCGUGAGGUAAUAGAUUGUCAUUGAAAGGGAGGUUGGUCUGGGCUACAUCCACUGCACUGCAUCAUGGGCCAAUGGGCGUAGGGUCACAGGGUGUAGAGUCACAGGGGCAAUGGUCAUAGGAUCAUCAGGUGUAGGGUCACAGGGACAAUCAAUGGGUGUCGGGUCAUAGGAUCAACCUGGGUCAAUUAGGGUCCCAGUUCCACAGCGGCUCCCUCUGCCCCUCCCUCACCCCGACACUGCCCUGUGAGGGGCAACUGCGCGCGUGACAGAACAGCUGAGCACGGAUGUGUAACGGCAUUUAUUGGAGCUGAUGUUGACACAAGCAGUACAAGCUGAUGUACAGAGGAUAAUAAAGUGUGGCAUGUCGCCGCGGCAGUGAACCUGG